AUGUCCUCCGAUGCGGCGACAUUACCAUCUCCACCCAGUAUGCCACCGUGGAAGGACACGCAACGUCCUUACUCGGUGGGGGAGAGUAUGUAUUCUAAUGGCCUCGGCGGAAGGCCGGAUUUCUAUUCAAAGGACAAUUCCCCGCCCACCCCGCGACGACCUCGAUUCCCCAACAUCAAAGACCUGCAGGACCAGGCUGCUGCAUUAAAUGUGAACGACACGACACCGCUCGCUAUUCUCUCGAGAACUGCCGCCGAGGCAAUUGACAAGGCCAGGAACCUUGUGGAUGAAUACCCCGACAAGGCUUACGUUCAUUACCUCCGAGCGUCCGAGAUCACUAUCAACCUCAUUCCGCACCAUCCAAACUAUCGAACUACGGCCGUUGAACGUCCCGACUGGUUUAGGGAGUUCGCCGAUUUAAUGAAGGCAGUACGCGCUAAACAAGGCACCAUGGAUGCGAUAAAGCAGGCAAUCAUCGAAGACAACCUGGUCAGCAACAUGCAACCUACAGGCGCAUUUCAGACCUCGCCAGAACUACAAUAUGUCACCCCAAGGGGUCGCGAGAACCGAGACUCUGUAACAAGUUUGGCCAGAAUGCCAAGUCCGACGCAGUAUCAGAGGACGCCCGACACUCAAGUACAUUCACCACCGGCCUCUAUCACUCCAGAUGACAUGCUUGCGCAACGUUUCGCCAAACUCAAGGCGUCUCCACCUUCCAAUCAAUUCGAUGUGGGAUCGAAUAGCGGUGGGCCGAGGAGCCCAACUCUGGGAUCUGCAGCGCAGACCCCACUUCAUCCGUCUAACGUGCCCUCGAAUGCUCACACCUCUCCACCGCCAAGGCGACCCAUGGGACCUCGUGGAAUGGGGUCUUCGUCUAAUGUACCCACACUACCACCCAAAGUUCCUCUCAACACAGCACUUCCACGAGCGCCAGAUCCGGCCUACAGUCCAAUCUUUACCGCGCCUCCGAAGCCGACAUCGAAUCCUCCGAGAUCGUCGACCGAUAGUACACGCUCGGGAAAUCUAAGAUACUCGCAGUUCAGUAGUUCACCUCGCGUCAGUCCAAACCGUGGUGAGCACGAUGAAAACCCGUACAGAUCCAUGACCCCCAAUGGGUCGGGCUCGGCACGAGAGACUCGGAGCAAUUCGCCAGAAUUGCCAUACAGUACAACAAUAUCUGCACAAAGCCUCCUAGAAAACCUGCGCAAGUACAACGUAUUGCUUAUCGACGUUCGACCCCGAGAUCAAUAUGACAACGGACAUGUGUAUGCGAAAUCCAUCAUCUGCAUCGAGCCGGUGGUUUUGAAGGAGAAUGUCUCUGCAGAAGAACUUGAGGAGCGAUUGGUCGUUUCACCAGAGCACGAGCAGGUUUUGUUCGAGAAACGGAAUGAGUAUGACCUUGUGGUUUACUACGACCAAAGCACCAAAUCCGUCAGUUAUCUCGCCGGAUCGCCGGUUGGGACAUCUGCUCCGCACCUAAGGGCGCUUUACGAUACCCUCUACGAGUUCAAUGCAUACAAACCGCUGAAGGCCGGUCGGCCUCCAGCUCUGCUGCUUGGUGGAUUGGACGCCUGGAUUGAUCUUCUCGGGCAACAAUCGCUUGCGACGUCCUCUACCGCUGCCGUUAUGAGCUCUCUGCAGGCCAGAAAGCCAGUACCAAAGCCAGGUCGACCUCUGGGCCGAGUACCUACCAUGGCGAGUGCGAAUUCCAGCCUGGAAAUUCGAAAGCGGCGACUGCGCGAGUUCACUCCUCUGAACUCGAAGGAGUUGUCUGAGUGGAUGGAAAAGUCGAAGACUGAGGAGAUUGACACAAGUAAUUACGGCGAAGAAGACUCACUCACGGAGGAGCCUGAGGUUGUCUCACAAGAGCCCUCGACUCCAUACGUUCAUACAUACGAGGCCUUCUUCCGGCGAUUCCCUGAAGCUCAUGAUGUACAGCAGUCCAUGACUCACCCAGACACACGUCCAGUGCCGCCCCCUGCGCAUAGCCACACCCACGCUCACCCCCAUUCCCACUCUCAUUCACAAUCCCAAUCCUCCACCCCGGACUAUGCUGUGCAGAUGCCGAUCGUCCCUUCUCGGCCGCGUCCAGCGGUCCCUCGUCCAAGUUAUAGCGGGGUCUCGGAUGGUCGGCACAUUCAACCACAUUUGGAGCGCCAGAAUUCAGCGAACCGAACAGCACUGUACGCUCCAGCAUCUCGCAUUGAUCGUCUCAAGCUUCCACGGACCGGCUUGACGAAUUUUGGCGUCACAUGUUACAUGAACUCGACCAUCCAAUGCUUGAGCGCAACGAUCUCGAUGAGUCGGUUUUUCAUCGAUAAUCGGUUCCGUUACUAUGUACAGAAGAACUGGAAGGGCUCUCAAGGCGUGAUGCCGGGGCUUUAUGCAAACCUCACGCGAUCGUUGUGGAAGAACGACGUUGAGGUCAUCAUGCCGACCUCUUUCCGCAAUUUCUGCGGACGGCUGAAUCGAGAAUGGGCGAUUGACCGACAGCAAGAUGCGAAGGAAUUUUUCGAUUUCCUGGUGGAUUGCCUUCAUGAAGACCUCAACGUCAACUGGCAGCGUACGCCCUUACGACCCCUGACCUUCUCGGAGGAAAUGCAACGCGAACGGAUGCCGAUGACCCGGGUCUCUCGCAUCGAAUGGGACCGAUACUGCCACCGGGAAGAAUCCUUCAUCUCCUCGCUCUUUGCUGGACAGCACGCCAGUCGCUUGCGCUGUACCACCUGUCGGCAAACCUCGACCACCUACGAGGCUUUCUACAGUAUCAGCGUCGAGAUCCCCGCGACCGGCACGGGGGACAUCUACCAGUGUCUCCGCAGCUACUGCCAGGAAGAGAUGCUGAGCGGCGACGAGGUCUGGAAGUGCCCGCACUGCAAGUGCAAGCGGAUGGCGACCAAGCAAAUCAUCAUCACGCGGGCCCCGCAGAUCCUAGUCGUCCACUUUAAGCGCUUCUCCGCGUCCAAGACCCAAAGCGCGCGGAAGAUCCACACCCCGAUUGAAUUCCCGCUCCACGGCCUCCGGAUGGACGAUUUCGUCAUCUCGCACCCGAGUCCCGCGCCCCCGGAAUCUGGGGCGCCUGUUACGGGCGCUACGAUCCCGCCUUUCACGUAUGAUGCCUUUGCGGUCCUUCGGCAUCUCGGCUCGUCGAUGGGGAGCGGGCACUAUAUCUCUUUGGUCCGCGAUGCGGAGCGGCAGUGUUGGCGGAAGUUCGACGAUGAGCGGGCGACGGACUUUAACCCGCGCGAUCUCCGUGAGCGGGAACGACUGCAGAAUGAGCAGGCGUACAUUGUGUUUUACGAGCGAGUCCCAGCGAAAUGA
Penicillium olsonii is the source of this 3321-nucleotide messenger RNA. NCBI's taxonomy places the organism in Eukaryota, Fungi, Ascomycota, Eurotiomycetes, Eurotiales, Aspergillaceae. The record is from the annotation of a GenBank genome assembly.